Messenger RNA from Bursaphelenchus xylophilus (pine wood nematode), 337 nucleotides. The record is from the annotation of a GenBank genome assembly. Lineage: Eukaryota; Metazoa; Nematoda; Chromadorea; Rhabditida; Aphelenchoididae.
AUGGCUAAUAGGGGAACUUGGAUUCGUAUUUAUAAAGAACUUAGAAGAACCGCAAAUCAAGUAAGUUAUGGUGUAAAUUCCAAGUUUUUUAGUUCCCGCAGUACAAUUACCGCGAGUUUGCUGGACGUCGGAUCAGAGAUUACUUUGAGGCAAACAAAGGAAACACUAACCAAGAUCAGCUGAGAGUUCUUCAUAUUGUCAGUUGAUCGUAUAUAAAAUAAUUUAUUUUUAGGAAGCCUUGGAGAAUCUUGACAAAUUGAAACGACAAGUAGCUGUCUCAAAGCAGUAUCCCUACAGACCCUUGGUUAUUGAGAAGCCUAAGCCGGCUUCGUUGUAA